AUGUACAGUGCGGCAGUUGGCGGCGAGGGUGCGGUGGCUUUGCAACUAAGAGAGGCAGCUCCUGGAGAGAUAGAUGCAGCGAGACUGCAUGACGAUCGACUCGCUAUCGCCUGCCAUGAGCCUGAACUACUCGCUGAUUUGCUUCACACUGCUGCUGACAUUGAUUGCACGACGUCAUCCUCAUCAAGUAUCUUGGGCGGCAUCGCGACUGUGUCAGUUGCGGUGACGGGCCUGGAUUCUCGGCCCCUCUCUGUUAAGAAGGUUCGCCCAAAGCCCGCAUCCCCCAACCGUCAGGGACCACAACAGUGCCAGGUGUGCAACAAAGUAUUCGGCAACGCGUCAGCACUAGCCAAGCACAAGUUGACACACAGCGAUGAACGCAAGUACGUGUGCAUCACGUGCGCGAAAGCUUUUAAGAGGCAGGACCACCUAAAUGGUCACAUGCUAACGCAUCGCAACAAGAAACCGUACGAGUGCAAGGCGGACGGCUGUGGCAAGUCUUACUGUGACGCGCGCUCACUGCGCCGGCAUACGGAGAAUCACCACCAACCACCACCGGAUUCUAACGCAAGCAGCAGUAAUAACGGCAACUCAGGAAGUGAUCGUGACUCGAAUUCUGUUCGCAUAGCAUCACCAACGUCACCAUCGAGAAACAACCCCUUACAUUCAGAUUUAAGCAACGGCUCAGAUAAGUCGAAUGGUACAAGCACAAGCGGAAGCGGGAGCGGUGGUAGCAGUGACAGCAGCCCUCCGGGUACACCGCCCGCGCCAGCCACGCCACCAUCAAGGUUUAGCAAGAACAAGAACAACAGCGGCAAGCCUAAAAUUUCUAACAAUGCGCAGCAGGGGUGCCAAAAAGGAGGGAGUGUCGGAAGUGGAAGCGGGACAACGAGUGGUGCGGGUAGCGGAGCGGCUGCGAUUGUGACGCGACCUGGCGAAAUUAAGCCAGUUGAAUGCAAUCUGUGCCAUCGCAAAUUCAAAAAUAUACCAGCACUAAAUGGCCACAUGCGCUUACACGGGGGAUACUUUAAAAAGGACUCUGAUAGCAAGAAAUUGGACAAGAAAGAAUCUUCCGGACCCCCGCUUCAAACUGCGUCAGUUUCUGUACGAGCUCUCAUCGAAGAGAAAAUCAUUAGCCGCCGAGGAGCUGUGACAUCCGCAACAACCGGUACGAGUGCAGACACAGUCACGACUCGAGCGAGUUUCGUUGCUCCAGCACCUCCACCGUUGUCAACUAUUCGUACAUCUAUUACUUCCCCGGCCUCCCCAAUAACAUCCACACAAUUUGCUCCUCCACGUACCCCAUCAGUAAUAACAGUAGCCCCGAAUAUUGCUACUAAUAAUACAGCUACAAGAGAUUCUACUCUCGUUGAAUUAUUAAAGAAAGGCAACACUAAGGUUGUAAAACGUUCAUCUUCUGACCCCGGACAAUCAUCACCUCAUCAAGAAUUCACAUUUCGCCCGGACCUAUUUGGUGUAUCAUUUAAUUCGGAUGAUGGAUACUUUUCUCCAGCCCUUAAUGACGAUACUUUUCAAUUUGCAACAACACCAGAACAAUUGGAGGAGCUCGCUGCAUUAGAAGACUACGCAACCGUAGCGGCUUCUAUUAUACGAGAGCGAUCGCCCGUUACGUUCCCGUCCAGUCGGCGUCUAGCUGCCGUGUUAAACUCACCUUUGCCUGAAUCCUUAGCUGAUUUUGGAGCUAGUCACGGUGGAUCACCUGUACCAUCACCAGGUAUUGGUUAUGCAGAGAGUUCGCCAGGCCUAUCUUACUCAACAGGGGAUUCCCCAGGGCUCGCUUAUAAUGCAAACUCACCGGGUGGAAACUAUUCUACUCAGCCAGAACCAUCUCCGGGAAUCGCUUAUCCCACUCCUCCAGCAUCCCACGACGCUCACUCACCUGCGCAUUCAGUGCCACGUGCCUCGUCACCAUUAUCAGCUGCUUUCUUUACGGCAACAAUGUCCAGUCAAGAAGAGGUGGAAGAAGCAUUAGAGGAAGUACUACCAGAAGAAUGUAGAUCCUUAGAUGCCUACACACUGGAGCCUUCUCCUACACCACGCCGUAUUAUGUUAAAUUCGGAAGAUCCUUUACUAUCGAGUAGUCCGCGUGAUUUUUCACACCAACGGCACUUUCGUCGCCAUCAUCGAAUGGGGUCUUCUUCUGCACCAAUGCAUCAUUGGCAGCGAGAUACUUCCUCCUUACAGAUAUGCGUGGAAGGCCGAGACACGGUUCCGGCGGUGUUCCUGAGUCCUAGCAGCGUUCCCGCGUCGCCCCAACGACGCAAGCGGCGCGCGUCCCCGGCCGGCCCGCACCGCUCGCGCAUGCGCCGCUGCACCGCGCACUACACCCCGCAGCCUAUACUGCCGCCUGAUAGAGACGGCUCUGGACUGCUCAUAGAUCUGAUGAAUGGACUAUCGACCACGGAGACCGAUGUGAUAGCACAUCUUGAAGAAACCCGUCCGCCGCAAAUCAAUAUUGGAAUCGAUCACCAAGCUAAUAUACCAGAGCUGUGCAACGACCGCAUAGACUUGCAUAGAGCACCGGAGCAGCUGCUUUGGGAUCCAGGCAUCAACGAUGCUCUUGACGAUAACGAAGUACGCAUGUUUAUGGAGCUGGCGAUGUGCGCGGCAAUGCCGGUCGGCGGACACACAAGAGAGUUCGCCCUGCAGACACUUGGCGAAUGUGGUGGCGACAUCAGGGCUGCGACGCUGCGCCUCAUGUCGCGGCCUGCCGCUCCUUCACAGCACGAGUCGCGCUGGACUCCGGACGAAGUUGAAGCUUUCUUAGCCGGACUCGGACACUACGAUAAGGAUUUCUUCAGAAUUUCGCAACUGGUUACAAAAUAA
Parnassius apollo (apollo) is the source of this 2847-nucleotide messenger RNA. NCBI's taxonomy places the organism in Eukaryota, Metazoa, Arthropoda, Insecta, Lepidoptera, Papilionidae. The record is from the annotation of a GenBank genome assembly.